UCCUCCUGCCUUGGCAUUCCAAAAUGUUGGGAUUACAGGCAUGAGCCACCGUGCCUGGCCUCCAGGAAAAAAAAACGUCUGGCUGCUGUAGGCAGAGUAAAUGGGUUGGAUAAUUUGUACUCCCCUGCAUUCCUAUUCCCUCAUUUUAAUGGUGUAGAAAGUAAGGUUGAGUGAAAGGGGGUGACUUACCCAAGGUUACAUAGUUAGAUACUGCCAGCCCUGGGCCUAGAACUCAUAUUUUUUAAUUAAAAGCUUUUCCCAAGCCCCACACCUCUGCUUUCCUUAUAAACCUGCACUGGCUUUUUUUCCAGAAAACUUCCAGGUGGCUUCUUACUACUUUCAGUGCUGUGAGUGCAAGGAGUACACAUGGAACACACAAACUCCCGAAAAAUGCAGUCCUCUGCCAGGCACAGUGGCUCAUGCCUGUAAUCCCAGCACUUUAGGAGGCUGAGACAUAUGAACAGGUAUUUAAAAUGCAAUGUGAUAUUCGUUGUACUGGAAGGAUGUUCAGGGUGCUGCGGGAACCCAGAAGAGGGACUAAUUAACUCAUCCCGGGGGAAAUUGAUCUUGCUGCUCAAAGGUGGAACAUUUGAACAGGUAUGAAAGGAUGAAUAGGAGUUUAUCUGAAAAGGAGAGGGGCAAGAAAGAGUAUUUCAGGAAGAGGAAACAGCAUUUUUCACAGACACAGAGUCAUGCAAAAGUCUGGUGUAUUCAAGAGAUAGCAGAGAUGUUGGGCAUGGCAAAAACACAGGUUGUAUGUUAGGCAAAGCUAAAGAUGAGAUUAGAGAGAGAUAAGGUCAAUUUACAAGGGGCAUUGAAUGCCAAGCUGAGGACUUUGGCUUUAAGGCCAAGGGAGCAGAGGAUGUGUGAUGAGGCCUUGUUUGACCUAUUCAGUUCUUUCUCUUUUUUCAUUCUGCUCGUGAGGCCAUGUUACAAUGACUGAUGUUUGGGCAUCUGGUACCCGGGAUGUCUUGUGGAAGUCGUUUUCAACAAUUAGAGCAGCAUUUCUGUCCUGCUGUAGAUGAGGAGGUCACCUCAGGGUGAGCCAAGUGGAAGAGAGGGACAGUAGCCUUAUUCCCCUGGAUGAUGUCACCUGUGGAGAGCAUCCUUCUCCACCUCUGGCCAUUGUUCUUGACAGGCAGGAGAAUAUGCAGGACAUUCCAGAUACAGUCCUGUCAUUAACACCCAUGGCUCUGCAAAAACUCAGAAAGUUUUUCUUUUCUUUUCUUUUCUUUUUUUUUUUGGUGGGGUGAGGGAGUAUUAAACUAUUAUUUUUCAUGAUUUUGUGGAUUUCUAUUUUCCUGGGAUGUAUCAGUUAGCUUUUACUGCAUAACAAGCCACCUCUAAACUUUGUGCUUAAAACAACUAAACUUUAUUUAUUUUAUGAUUCUACAGUUUGGCUGUUUGGGCUGGGAUUCUCUGGGUAAUUCUUCUGGUUUGGCCUGGGCUUAGCUAAUUAUAACUGUGUUCACUCUUGCACUGUAUUCAGCUAGUGGGUUAGUUGGGGCUGGCUGGUCUAUGAUGGCCUCAGGUGGGAUGCCUGAGACAACUGAGAACUUUCUCUGCAUGAUCUCUCAUCUUCCAGCAGUCUCAAUGCCAGGUUAGAUUUUUCACAUGGCACUCUUAAAGUUCUAAGAACAAGAGCAGAAUUAUAUAAGGCCACUGAGGUCUAGGCUUGGAAAACUUGUCACUUUUGCUGCAUUCUGUUGGCCAAAGAAAGUCACAAGGUGAGCUUAGAUUCAAAGGGCAAAGGGUCCUACCUCUUUUAAAAAUUAAAAACUCAUCACUGACCUGAAGCUCGUGGAGAGUCUUACCUUUUGAUGGUAGGAUUGCAAGGGUAUGGAUGCAGGGAGGGGAAGAAUUUGUGGCCAUUUUUUGAAUCUACCACUCAAACUAACUUUCGUCACCAGAGAGUUGGUAAUUGAGUUUAUUGCAUUACUGUGAAUAGGAUAUGAGGAAUCUUUUGAACUCCAAAGUUGACAUUCAUGGAGGACCAUGUGAUUUCUGAAGUCUUAUCUAAUUUAAUGUGCACAGCAACUCUUAUUUUCCCUAUUUUACAUAUGAAGAAACUGGGGUACAGGGCAAUUAAGUGAGAUUAAGUGUUUUGCCCAAGGUCAUUGGCUGGUAGGCCUGGUAUUUUGGACUUACAUUUGUCUGACUAUAAGUCUGGAGCAACUGCCAUCAUAUCAUUCUUUCGUAUUUUGAAGAGAUGAGACAGAGGAGAUUGUAGCGGUACUGCUGCAUUCACUGCCAUAGCCAACCCCUUUCCAGAUCACCCUCAUCCCUGGACACAGGUACCUUGCCCUACUCCAGAGGCUCAUUUUCUUGUUCCUAGUAGGUUGACUGCCCUUGCGGUGGGCCGGCAGAAUCACUGUGGUCUCCAGGGUGGGAGUCUUCUGCUGCUUUUAUAGUCCAGAAGCCCACUAUGCUGAAGAAUAUGUUAGAGACUGAUGUAUUUCUCUGGGGAGAGAUUGUAGGUCAAGCUGUUCAUAGGUAAAAUAUACAUAUAUAUGAUGCAUCUAACUUGGUCUAUGGGGAGAGAGCCCUCCAAAAGACCUCUGAGCCUCAGAGGCAGACUGACUGGUAUAUGCUGUACUAAGAGAAAAAUACCUCCUAGAUGAGCGGGCAGGGAGGCCUUGCCUUUCUCUGACUAAAGCCUUCUGGAGGCUUUAGCUUCGAGAUCUUCCAAGUCAUCCUGCUAUGUGGUAACCUUAAUGACCUGGAACUGUGCCCAGACUAAACUGACUCUGGAUCUUGGCUAGUGAUGGGAGCUGUGCUCUCAGGGAUGUGGAAUGAGGAAUGGGAGCAGCAAGAAGGCACCUGAUUGUCAGAACCAAAGCAGCGUUGGGCCUGUAGUAGCAUGGUUUAUGGGGCAGGGAGGAAGGUAGGACCAGGUAAAGACAAGAAUGUGAGGAGACCAGAUGGUCUGUAGGGAAGGCCCCAAUGGGAUGGUCAUGUUCAGGGUACCCACAUACUAAAUGCAGGCUAUGGCAUCAAGUGUAGUUCAUUUUGGCACACAUGGGUAUUGCCAUGUAUCUUGGUGUUGUGUAUUAGAAAGCCUUAUGUCCAGGCCUUAGUUAUAAUCAGCCAUGUUGCCCUGACUCUGCUAUCUUUCUUUCUUGCACAGAGCUCAUCUCCUGUCCUGGGUGUGAACGAGUAUAUCUUACCAGGGAUGUAACUGAACAUUUUUUUCUGCAUUGUGUUCCUACUGAGCAACCCAAGAUGGCCAGGAACUGCUCUGAGUGCAAGGAGAAGAGGGCAGCACAUAUCCUCUGCACCUACUGCAAUCGCUGGCUGUGCAGCUCUUGCACAGAGGAACACCGACACAGCCCUGUCCCCGGGGGCCCAUUCUUUCCUCGGGCCCAGAAGGGAUCUCCAGGAGUGAAUGGUGGUCCCGGAGACUUCACCUUGUAUUGUCCUCUACACACACAGGAAGUACUCAAGCUAUUCUGUGAGACAUGUGAUAUGCUCACUUGCCAUAGCUGCCUAGUGGUGGAACACAAAGAACACAGGUGCAGACAUGUUGAAGAAGUUUUGCAAAACCAGAGGAUGCUUCUGGAAGGUGUGACUACACAGGUGGCACAUAAGAAAUCCAGUCUACAGACAUCUGCAAAGCAAAUUGAGGACAGGAUUUUUGAAGUGAAGCAUCAGCAUAGGAAGGUGGAAAACCAGAUCAAAAUGGCCAAGAUGGUUCUGAUGAAUGAGCUGAACAAACAGGCCAAUGGGCUAAUAGAGGAAUUAGAGGGGAUUACUAAUGAGAGAAAGCGGAAGCUGGAACAGCAGUUACAGAGCAUCAUGGUUCUCAACCGUCAGUUUGAGCAUGUGCAGAAUUUCAUCAACUGGGCUGUCUGCAGCAAAACCAGUGUCCCUUUUCUUUUCAGCAAAGAGCUGAUUGUGUUUCAGAUGCAGCGAUUGCUGGAGACAAGUUGUAACACAGAUCCUGGCUCCCCUUGGAGUAUCAGAUUCACCUGGGAGCCUAACUUCUGGACCAAGCAGCUAGCUUCUCUUGGCUGCAUAACUACUGAAGGUGGACAAAUGUCCAGGGCAGAUGCUCCUGCUUAUGGAGGCUUACAGGGGUCAUCACCCUUUUAUCAAAGCCACCAGUCUCCAGUGGCUCAGCAAGAGGCUCUUAGCCACCCCUCACACAAGUUCCAGUCUCCAGCAGUGUGCUCCUCAUCUGUGUGCUGCUCCCACUGCUCCCCAGUCUCGCCUUCCCUCAAAGGCCAGGUCCCCCCACCCAGCAUACACCCAGCCCACAGCUUCAGGCAGCCCCCUGAGAUGGUGCCCCAGCAGCUGGGGUCUCUGCAGUGCUCUGCCCUGCUGCCCAGGGAGAAAGAGCUGGCCUGCAGCCCUCAUCCACCAAAGCUGCUGCAGCCCUGGCUGGAAACCCAGCCCCCCGUGGAGCAGGAGAGCACAUCCCAGCGGCUGGGGCAGCAGCUGACUUCCCAGCCCGUGUGCAUUGUCCCCCCACAGGAUGUUCAGCAAGGAGCCCAUGCCCAGCCCACCUUACAGACACCCUCUAUCCAAGUCCAGUUUGGCCACCACCAGAAGCUGAAGCUCAGUCACUUUCAGCAGCAGCCACAGCAGCAGCUACCACCUCCACCACCACCCCUCCCCCAUCCCCCACCUCCCCUUCCCCCUCCCCCACAGCAGCCACACCCACCUCUUCCUCCAUCCCAGCAUCUGGCUUCUAGUCAGCACGAGAGCCCUCCUGGCCCUGCCUGUUCUCAGAACAUGGACAUAAUGCAUCACAAGUUUGAGCUGGAGGAAAUGCAGAAGGACUUGGAGCUUCUUCUCCAGGCUCAACAGCCCAGCCUGCAACUGAGUCAGACCAAAUCUCCUCAGCAUCUUCAGCAAACCAUUGUGGGGCAGAUCAACUACAUCGUGAGGCAGCCAGCACCUGUCCAGUCCCAGAGCCAGGAGGAGACCCUGCAGGCUACAGAUGAGCCCCCAGCAUCUCAGGGCUCAAAGCCGGCUCUCCCUCUUGACAAGAAUACUGCUGCUGCCUUGCCCCAGGCGUCUGGGGAAGAAACCCCUCUCAGUGUCCCCCCAGUGGACAGCACCAUCCAGCACUCCUCUCCAAAUGUGGUGAGAAAGCACUCCACCUCGCUGAGCAUCAUGGGCUUUUCCAACACUCUGGAGAUGGAGUUGUCAUCUACCAGGUUGGAGAGGCCCCUAGAGCCACAGAUCCAGAGUGUGAGCAACCUGACAGCUGGUGCCCCCCAGGCAGUACCAAGCCUGCUGAGUGCUCCCCCCAAAAUGGUGUCCAGCCUGACAAGUGUUCAAAACCAGGCCAUGCCCAGCCUGACAACCAGUCACCUACAGACUGUGCCCAGCCUUGUGCAUAGCACAUUCCAGUCCAUGCCCAACCUGAUAAGUGACUCCCCUCAGGCUAUGGCAAGCCUGGCAAGUGAUCACCCUCAGGCUGGGCCCAGCCUAAUGUCUGGUCACACCCAGGCUGUGCCGAGUCUGGCAACUUGUCCUCUGCAGAGCAUCCCUCCAGUUUCUGACAUGCAGCCAGAAACUGGGUCCAGCUCCAGUUCUGGCCGAACUUCAGGGAGCCUGUGUCCCAGAGAUGGGGCUGAUCCCUCCCUGGAGAAUGCUCUGUGUAAGAUGGAAAGUGAGGAUUCCACUCGCUUCACUGACUUACUGGGACAAGGUCCCAUAGUCCCCGGUCUGGAUGCUCCCAAGGACUUGGCCAUCCCCUCAGAACUGGAGGAGCCAAUUAACCUCUCUGUGAAGAAACCUCCACUGGCGCCAGUGGUCAGCACGUCUACAGCUCUGCAGCAGUACCAGAACCCAAAAGAGUGUGAGAAUUUUGAACAAGGAGCCCUAGAGCUGGAUGCAAAAGAGAACCAGAGCAUCAGAGCCUUCAAUAGUGAGCAUAAGAUUCCCUAUGUGCGACUGGAGCGACUCAAGAUCUGUGCUGCCUCCUCAGGAGAGAUGCCUGUGUUCAAACUGAAGCCACAGAAGAAUGAUCAGGAUGGGAGCUUCCUGCUGAUCAUCGAGUGUGGCACUGAGUCCUCCAGCAUGUCCAUUAAGCGGCCACCAGAAGUGGAGGGCACAUCUCCUGAAGAACACAGACUCAUUCCUCGAACCCCAGGAGCCAAGAAGGGCCCCCCAGCCCCAAUAGAGAAUGAGGACUUCUGUGCUGUUUGCCUCAAUGGCGGAGAGUUACUGUGCUGUGACCGCUGCCCCAAAGUGUUCCACCUCUCCUGCCAUGUGCCAGCCUUGCUCAGCUUCCCAGGGGGAGAGUGGGUGUGUACCUUGUGCCGCAGCCUGACCCAGCCCGAGAUGGAGUACGACUGUGAGAAUGCCUGCUAUAACCAGCCUGGAAUGCGGGCAUCUCCUGGCCUAAGCAUGUAUGACCAGAAGAAGUGUGAGAAGCUGGUAUUGUCCUUGUGCUGCAAUAACCUCAGCCUGCCCUUCCAUGAACCUGUCAGCCCCCUGGCCCGGCAUUAUUACCAGAUUAUCAAGAGGCCCAUGGACCUGUCAAUCAUCCGGAGGAAGCUGCAAAAGAAGGACCCAGCUCACUAUACCACCCCAGAGGAGGUGGUAUCAGAUGUGCGCCUCAUGUUCUGGAACUGUGCUAAGUUCAAUUAUCCUGACUCCGAGGUUGCAGAGGCUGGCCGCUGCCUGGAAGUGUUCUUUGAGGGCUGGUUGAAGGAGAUCUACCCGGAGAAACGGUUUGCCCAGCCAAGGCAGGAGGACUCAGACUCCGAGGAGGUGUCUAGUGAGAGUGGAUGUUCCACUCCCCAGGGCUUCCCGUGGCCUCCCUACAUGCAGGAGGGCAUCCAACCCAAGAGGCGGCGACGACAUAUGGAGAAUGAAAGAGCAAAAAGAAUGUCAUUUCGCCUGGCCAACAGCAUCUCUCAGGUGUGAGAGCCAAAAGGAGACUGGGCACUCUGGCAGCUGUUGUCCCAUACUGUCGACCAUUCCUCCCCAUCUUGCAGCUUAUCCUCUUCAGAGUGUGGAUGGUAGAUGAGUCUUGUUGAACUGUGUAGUGCUCUUCUUUGCCAUUUGCAUCUACAGCAUUUAUUUGGGAGCCGUAGUACAUCCACUACAGAGAAGAUUUCAGUAAUAAACAGGAAAGAGGAAGGUAUUUAUUAUUACCAGAGUAAUCAGAUGUAUAGGCUCCACUUGACAAGACCACACCUGGUUAGGCUCGGGAAAACCUACUUUCCUUGGUGAAUUUUUUUCUGCCUGGGAAAGCAGACCCGUCUAACCUUUUAGUGUCCAGGGCUCAGGAGCCAUGUAUACAUCUGAACUCCUCCUGGGCUCAGAAGUGGGUAAAAGAAGGGAGAGAGGUUUAGACAUAUGGCAGGACUGUGAUCCCUGGCCCAGCACAGCCAAAGACUGUCACUGUUUGCCUUUGCUUGUCCUGUCUGGAUAGAGGCACCUGCCAUGUGCAGACUAGUGGAGGCUUCUAGAGGCCAUAGGUCUCAAUUUGUGCCUAUUUGGGUUCUAACGGUUUUCAGGGUAUUUGUUUUGCAUAGUCACUUUCCUGAUGUUGACAUAGGUGGCUGCUGUGAAAAUGCUGUGGAUGGUGUGACAUUCUUGACUGAGCUGGGUGGCUGUGGAGAGACCACUUAAAUCUUCUGGUUCAGAUUUCACUUACAGACUUAGUAAGAUGUCCACUUCAGAGCCCGCCCUCUGUGCUACUUACUCUGGGCUAAUCACACUUCUUUAGGGUGAGAACCUGCCUUCCUAGAAGUGACUGUUGGUGCUUGUCAGUGGCCAUACCCUUCAUCAUCCUCAUUCAGAGGUAUGGAUCGUGAGUUCUGCUUGUGAAUACUGUGAGACAGCUGCUGUCUGCUUCAGGUCCAGAGUUCCAUGGGUGGAGAGAGUAACCCACAACCAGCUCACUCCUCUGGGCCUCUCCUCCUGCUUAAAGAUUCUAGUUCUCAACCUCUCCAAGUUCAUGAGCCAAAGAUCAGAAGUGAGUCUUCUGACCAGCCCGCCUCCAGGCUGUCUACAGCCCCAAAAAAGCCAACACUUUUCUGGCAGCCCUUUUUGUUGGAGGUUAGAGAAGGCCUCAGGGACCAACAGGGGCCAGAUCUAGACAUUCCUGGGGGAAGUUUGUCUAAGGUGGACAGGGGGAAAAAUCAAGAGGCAAAAAGCCAGUGUCCUUUGGUGACCAUGAAGCAACCUCAGAGCCUUAGUUCUCCUAGAAUGCAGAGAGAAGCAUUCUGGAAGCCAUGGGAACAGGAGCUCGAGGCUGCAUCCUGAAUGCAUCUGCAUGGCCCUCGCAGGGUGUUUGUGAGGAUACUGGAGGUCAGGCUACCUCCCAAGCAAGGGCUUGGUUGAGAAGGAACCCAUUGCUCAUAUUGUUGGGGGAGCUAUGAACCUGACAUGUCAGUGGCCAGGACUGAGACAGCUCUCCCUGGUCCUGUCAUUGCAUGGCUAAUUUCAGGGGAGUCUGAGGUCAUGGCUUUAUUUUUGCUAACAGAUGAAGUUCAAGGAUGUUCUUGUUUGUAGGGCCUUUGCUAAUGAGCAGUUUUUUAAUUAGAAAACAUUUCUUCUCUCUUUGUGAGUUGAUGGUAUUGCUCAUUUCCUUCUCUACCCAACCUGAGAGAUCAUCUUCACUUUAAAGCAAACCAUGCCCCUUGGCUUGCCAUUCUUUCAGCAGCACAUGCCACGUUCUAAGCAGAUGGGCUUCCGUGAUCCCGUUUUCUAGUUUGGGGUAACUGAGUCUUGAAUGCUUUACUAGUCCGGCAAUCUUUGGACUUAGGCUUCUGCCCUUUGAGACUCACAUGACUUUCUGGUUUGGGGUCUGGUCAUUUCCCUUUCAAUUUUUGAAUCUCCUUCUCUGUUCAGUUGGCUUGGCAAAGUACCCUCUGUUCUCAUGUCACUAAUUCCUGCUCUAGGUCAUCUUUCCUUUGUGCAGCCCACAUUCCCACCAUCCUGUGAACUUUGUUGUACUUGGUGUUGGGCAACUGGUGAGUGUUGUGACAGGCUCAGACCUGAUCCUUCCUCAGGAGCAAUUGGAGACCACAAAUUUAAAGCAGAAAUACCUGUUAAAAGCUUGGCUUUCCUUAUAUGAGUGAGGCUCCCAGCUUGGGUGUGGCCUCCUGGGCUCACGGAUCAGCUUGCUGGGCCAGAGGGGGUCUUAGUAAUGUGCUAGAGAGACACAUGCUCCCUUCUCAUCGUAGAGAGCCUGCAUGCUGAGAGGCUCCCUUUACACACCUGCCUCUCGCUGGCUUUUCCUUUAGACCUAGCCACCAGUGUUUUGAAUCAUGGUUUUGUUUUGUUUUUGCAUGCAAAAACCAGAACAUGACUUAGAAAUUAAAAAAAAAAAAAUCCUACUAGCCAAGUGACUGCCUGCAGAGGCUCUUCAUUAACAUUUGGGCUGAUCCUGCUUUUGACUUAUUCCCAUAAUGGCCCAGUUUUGAAGUCAGCCAAGUCCUUUUGUCCUUGACAACAUCAUGCAGUGGAAAUACGGUGAGUUCUAGAUUCUUAUGGGACAGCAUGCAGCCCUAGAGGAAAAAUUGACUUCUUGGGUAUGCUGAGAAAUAAGACAGUAAAAUGGCUUCAGUUGAUGCAAGGGGAUUUUAGUUAAAAAUUGGUUCAGGAUUUUUAAAUUUUAUUUUAUUUUUUGGCUGGGCGCGGUGGCUCACGCCUGUAAUCCCAGCACUUUGGGAGGCUGAGGUGGGUGGAUCACCUAAGGACAGCAGUUCGAGACCAGCCUGGCCAACAUAGUGAAACCCUGUCUCUACUAAAAAUACAAAUAUCAGCCAGGUGUGAUGGCACAUGCCUGUAAUCCCAGCUACUUGGGAGGCUGAGGCAGGAGAAUUGCUUGAAUCCGGGAGGUGGAGGUUGCAGUGAGCUGAGAUCAUGCCAUUGCAUUCCAGCCUGGGCAACAGAACGAGACUCCGUCUCAAAAAAAAAAAAAUUGGUUCAGGAUGAACUUGCAGAGCACUCUUCCACAGAACAUGGUUAGGUUAGCCCUGCCUGACUUCUAGCAAUUGCUAACUAUACACCUUGCCUGCCUCUAGGACCCCUACCUGAGUGGCAACCAUACCUUCCAUAUGCUCUGUUCCAUGGCAGUCCCUGCCAUCCCCCACCAGCGGACUCUGGCUCCCUCCCUGUACCCAUUUCUAGCAACAGCUCCUUGCCUGGCUGCUAAGACGGAGGCGCCUCCUUGUUUGUUCCUGGGCUCUGUUCUGCUCCCUCUCUCACUCCAUGGAGUCACUUAUAGUCUUCCUUUCUGAACGCCAGAAUUGAGCCUUUGCUCCUUCUGGAUCACCCCUUCCUGGGCUUCUUCUCCAUCCCUCAGUACUGCUAAAAUUGCCCUGCUCCUUUAGUCCAUUUCCAUGACCUCAGCCCUCUCUCUCCUCUCCUUGUCUUUUAACUUUCUCCUGGACUUCUUCCUCUCCCCAGCAUGAACCCAGAGCCUAUCACACACUGAUGUUUUUGUCAGCAUCCUGAACUUUCUCAUGCCCUUCAACUUUAUUUAUUUAUUUAUUUAUUUAUUUUUUAUUUUUUGAGAGAGAGAGUCUCACUCUGUCAUGCAGGCUGGAGUGCAGUGGUAUGAUGUCGGCUCAUUGCAACCUCUGCCUUCUGGGCUCAGGUGAUCCUCCCAUCUCAGCCUCCUGAGUAGCUGGGACUACAGGUGCAUGCCACCAUGCCUGGCUAAUUUUUCUACUUUAGGUAGAGAUGGAGUUUCGCCAUGUUGCUCAAGCUGGUAUCAACACUCCUGGGCUCAAGCAGUCUGCUUCCCUUGGCCUCCCAAAGUGCUGGGAUUACAGGCGUGAGCCACUGCGCCAGGCGUAUCCCCUUCAAUUUUGCUGAAACUAUCAGCCAUUCUCCAUUUUCGGCAUCAUCAUAUUUGCUGCUUCCACCUCCUGGGCUGCUAUGCAUGACAGAUUCACAGUUGGCAGCCUCAGUUGAGCUCUCAGUGUUGACUGGAAAUUCUUUAACUUGUUGUGAUCCCUUUUUUUUUCCCCACCCAUGCCUCCAUCUUUGUCCUCCACAAAUGACUGAGCUCACUGUCUACUUCACAGAAGACAGCCCCUAAAGCAAGAGCUUCCUUGCCUGCUGUUCCUCUCUCCCCUCUCAUUCAUCUGUGUCUGUAACUCUCCCCAACCCCUCCAUUCUUGCUCCUAUUUAAUUCUCUAUAUCUUGAAUCCUGUUGUAUGUCCUCCAAGACUGCUCCCUCGCUUACUCCACUGCUCCCACUCCCUGGAGUCUCCAGCCUCUGUCUCCACUGGUUACCUCCACACAGCCUGCAAACAAGUUCUCCACAAGAUUAAAACAGCAUUUCUCAGAGUCUGUUACCCCUUACACAUUUUCCUUGUUAACCAAGUUACUUUUAAAAAGAUCCUUUUUAAACUGAUUCUUCCUCAGCUGUUCUUCAGCCCUCUAUACUUUUUCAUAAAAGUCACCAGUGACUGCCCAGUUGCCAAAUAGAAUGAAUACCUUUCAGUGCUCAGCUGUCUUGACCUCUCCGCAGCAUUUCACACCACCCACCAACCCUCAGUGAAACAACCUCCUCCCUUAGCUUUUAUGACACCACAAGUCUCUGGAUUCUCAGAGAAUCCAGAAAAACAAGUCUCUGGAUUCUCUCCUCUUACCUCUCAGCCCACACAGGCUGAGCUGUCCUUGAAACCUAGAUGGGGGAAAUGUCUGUGGCUGUCUGUGGUCUCUUCUUUUCAGGAGUUGGGUAGGGAGGAAGAAUCACAGCUGCUCCUGCUUCCUCUGUCUGUCUCUCUAUUUCCUGAGUCCCUUCCUUUUCCUGAACUCAGUUCUCCUCAUGCCAACCAUGUUUAUGAGCUCCUGCUGGGAGGACAGCAUCUGUGAGUCCUUCCCUCUGUCUCUCCCAGACAACACAGAGGUUUUAGCCUGUUUGCUAAGAGACCCCAUCUAAGUCAGCCCAAGGGUGUGGAUUAGGUUUUACAGCAUCCAGGCCGCAGUCUGGCUAAACUGGAUUACCAGGCUGGUGGGCAGCUCCUCACCAUGAUCCUGCACCAGUUAGAGCCUGCUGUAGUUGGGAAGGAGCCUGGGAUUGUGGUAAGAUGUGUUUCCGUGCAUGUCAGUGCUGCUAACCAGGAGGAGAACCUGGCAGGGUGGGUGCCUGCUGCUGAUAACAUUCGGAUGGAGGGAGACUAGGGAGCGCGGUGGCUGCUCCCUUGCUGGGGCUCAGCUGGAGUCAGCAUGACUCCUUAUAUCAGGGCCUUUCCCACCUGUGCUGAUCACCACCACCUGCUUGCUCCAGUUGUUUCUGGAGUUGGAGGCAGCUAUUGGUUGCUUUCUUGGAGGUAAGGAGGUAUAUACUAGAAAGAUAUCUGAUUUGAGAGUCUGAACACCAAAAUUUUUGGCUCUUUCCAUUAUGAGCUGUGUAACCUUGGAUACAGUUUCCUCAUCUAUAAAGUUGUGGUGGGAGAAUGGCUGAGAACAGUGAUCUCUCAGCUCUCCAGCUGUAAAGAUGUUAAUUAUGAUUUUAACUCUCAAGAUCAGGCCACAUAAGGAACAGGGGAAUUCCAGGGGUGGGACACAGCUGGGGGAGUCCAGACCAGGGCAGGGAAAGGAGACUCACAAGCCAAACAGAGCUGCUUUGGGGAAAGUUCUUAUCAGCUGGUGCUGCUUCCUGAGCCAUAUGCCCAUUCCUCAAGCUGUACCCCUUUCUUGGCUAUGUAGGAUGAGUUCCUCCUAGGCCCUUGUUAGGAGUGGCUAUUGGAUUCUAAGCGGUUGGGGCAUGAGGGAGGAUAUUUUAAAGGGAAGUAUAGCUGAUUUUAAAAGAACCUAUACAUUCAAGAACAAAUAAAAAACAGCACUUUUCUUUACCAA
Messenger RNA from Homo sapiens (human), 12786 nucleotides. RefSeq names its product tripartite motif containing 66 (gene TRIM66). Lineage: Eukaryota; Metazoa; Chordata; Mammalia; Primates; Hominidae. Gene Ontology annotation, cellular component: nucleus. Gene Ontology annotation, molecular function: zinc ion binding. The coding region runs from base 3223 to 6882 and encodes 1219 amino acids. The transcript is spliced from 20 exons. The record is from RefSeq and is a predicted model, not a curated record.